AUGGCGCAAGCUAGUCGAAUCUGCCAUGGCGUGCAAAACCCAUUUGUUAUCUCCAAUCUCUCGAAAACCCAACAACGCAAAUCUCCUUUUUCGGUCUCGCUUAAGUCUCACCAACCUCGACAAGCUUUUCCAAUUUCGUCUUGGGGAUUGAAGAAGAAGAGUGAGAUCAUGAUGAUUCGUCCGAUUAAGGUUAUGGCUUCUGUUUCCACGGCAGAGAAAGCUUCGGAGAUUGUGCUUCAACCCAUUAGAGAAAUCUCUGGUCUGAUUAAGCUUCCAGGCUCGAAAUCUCUGUCUAAUCGUAUUCUGCUUCUUGCAGCUCUAUCUGAGGGAACUACUGUAGUGGACAAUUUGUUGAACAGUGAUGAUAUCAAUUACAUGCUUGAUGCGUUGAAGAAAUUAGGGCUUAAUGUGGAACAUGACAGUGAGAACAAUCGUGCUAUAGUUGAAGGUUGUGGUGGAGUAUUCCCAGCUUCUAUAGAUUCGAAGAGUGAUAUCGAACUUUACUUAGGAAAUGCGGGAACAGCUAUGCGUCCACUUACUGCUGCAGUUACUGCUGCAGGUGGCAAUGCAAGUUAUGUGCUCGAUGGUGUGCCUCGAAUGAGAGAAAGACCCAUAGGUGAUUUGGUUGUUGGUCUUAAGCAGCUUGGUGCAGAUGUUGAAUGUACUCUUGGAACUAAUUGCCCUCCUGUUCGUGUCAACGCUAAUGGUGGCCUUCCCGGUGGAAAGGUGAAGCUUUCUGGUUCAAUCAGCAGUCAGUACUUGACUGCUCUGCUCAUGGCAGCUCCCUUAGCUCUUGGAGACGUCGAGAUUGAGAUUAUCGAUAAAUUGAUCUCUGUUCCCUAUGUUGAAAUGACAUUGAAGUUGAUGGAACGUUUCGGUGUUACUGCCGAGCAUAGUGAUAGCUGGGAUCGUUUCUUUGUCAAGGGUGGUCAGAAAUACAAGUCGCCAGGUAAUGCUUACGUAGAAGGUGAUGCUUCUAGUGCUAGUUAUUUCUUGGCUGGUGCUGCCAUUACCGGUGAAACUGUCACUGUUGAAGGCUGUGGAACAACCAGCUUGCAGGGAGAUGUGAAAUUCGCCGAGGUUCUUGAGAAAAUGGGAUGUAAAGUGUCUUGGACAGAGAACAGUGUGACCGUGACUGGACCAUCUAGAGAUGCUUUUGGAAUGAGACACUUACGCGCUGUUGAUGUCAACAUGAACAAAAUGCCUGAUGUUGCCAUGACUCUUGCCGUCGUUGCUCUCUUUGCCGAUGGUCCAACCACCAUUAGAGAUGUUGCUAGCUGGAGAGUAAAGGAAACAGAAAGGAUGAUUGCUAUUUGCACUGAGCUCCGAAAGCUUGGAGCUACAGUGGAAGAAGGUUCAGAUUAUUGUGUGAUAACUCCACCAGAGAAAGUGAUACCGGCCGAGAUUGAUACAUACGAUGAUCAUAGAAUGGCGAUGGCGUUUUCUCUUGCAGCUUGUGCUGAUGUUCCAGUCACAAUCAAGGAUCCUGGUUGCACCAGGAAAACUUUCCCUGACUACUUCCAAGUCCUUGAAAGAAUCACAAAGCACUAA
Arabis nemorensis is the source of this 1551-nucleotide messenger RNA. Lineage: Eukaryota; Viridiplantae; Streptophyta; Magnoliopsida; Brassicales; Brassicaceae. The record is from the annotation of a GenBank genome assembly.